Gossypium raimondii (Peruvian cotton) is the source of this 1933-nucleotide messenger RNA. Its product is annotated as dihydrolipoyllysine-residue succinyltransferase component of 2-oxoglutarate dehydrogenase complex 2, mitochondrial. Gene Ontology annotation, molecular function: dihydrolipoyllysine-residue succinyltransferase activity. NCBI's taxonomy places the organism in Eukaryota, Viridiplantae, Streptophyta, Magnoliopsida, Malvales, Malvaceae. Gene Ontology annotation, cellular component: oxoglutarate dehydrogenase complex. The record is from RefSeq and is a predicted model, not a curated record. The coding region runs from base 331 to 1728 and encodes 465 amino acids. The transcript is spliced from 15 exons. Gene Ontology annotation, biological process: tricarboxylic acid cycle.
CCAACCUCCAGUGAUGGCCAUUUUUUAUUGAACAGAAAAAAGAAAAGGAAAGAGCCAUUUGGAGUGCUUUAUCAAAAAAAGAAAACAACUUAUUAAUCAUUGAUCUAUGGGGGAAAGUUAACAAAAAUUCAAGUUAAAAAUGGAAAUAUCAGUUGGAUUAACAAUGGAAUAAAGUGGCCUUAAAAUGAUACUUCUUAAACCGGUACCGCUCUCUUUCGGUCUGGGUAUCGUCCCUCUCUUCAGUCUUUACUUUUCGAGAAGCUUUGACCCAAACCCUUUUCCUUUCUCCUACAUUCUUAAACACAGGGGUUAUAAUAAAAGAAGGAAGCUAUGUGGGCUGUUUCAAGGCGAAGAGUUUCUUCUUCUUCAGUUUUGGGCCAAUCAUUUCGAAAUGCUCGACCUUCACGUUGUUACAGUUCUUCCUCAAAUGAGGCCUAUGCAAAGACUUUAGUUUCUAGAAAAGGGACAUCACAAGUUGCAGGGAUUGUGGGUUCUCUAGGGUUUCCAGUUGGCUCAAGGCCUCUAAGGGACGUUAUUUUAUUUGUUCAAAGAUAUCCUCCAAUAUUUGUCCACACUAGGUCAUUUUCUGCUGAUAGUGGUGAACUUGUUGAUGCUGUUGUUCCUUUCAUGGGGGAAUCCAUCACUGAUGGAACUCUAGCAAGUUUUUUGAAGCAUCCUGGUGAUCGUGUAGAAGUAGAUGAGCCAAUUGCACAAAUAGAAACUGAUAAGGUGACGAUUGAUGUGAGUAGUCCUGAAGCUGGUGUAAUUGAACAGCUGGUAGCCAAAGUAGGUGACACUGUGGAGCCAGGUACGAAGAUAGCUGUCAUUUCAAAAUCUGGCGGUGUAACUCAUGUUGCUCCAUCAGAAGACAAGCCUAGCAAGGAAGCCUCUGAGCCCUGUCCUGCAAAAGCAAAGAAAGUAGAGACUAAGAAGCCUAAAGCAGAAACUCCACCCAGCAAAGAAAAGCCUACAGCACCUUCUCUGCCUCCUCCCAAACCUUCAGCCAAGGAACCUCAACUUCCUCCUAAAGAGAGGGAGAGAAGAGUACCUAUGACUAGACUUAGAAAACGUGUUGCAACACGUUUGAAGGACUCUCAAAACACUUUCGCAAUGUUGACAACAUUCAAUGAAGUUGAUAUGACCAGUUUGAUGAAGCUCCGUUCUGACUAUAAGGAUGCUUUUUUCAAGAAACAUGGAGUAAAGUUAGGACUUAUGUCGGGAUUUGUAAAGGCAGCUGUUAGCGCUCUUCAGAAUCAACCAAUUGUCAAUGCUGUAAUUGAUGGGGAUGACAUAAUAUAUAGAGAUUACAUUGAUAUCAGUAUUGCUGUUGGUACUCCGAAGGGCCUUGUAGUUCCAGUAAUCCGAAAUGCUGACAGAAUGAACUUUGCUGAAAUCGAGAAAGGAAUAAACAUCCUUGCUAAGAAGGCAAAUGAUGGGUCUUUAUCAAUUGAUGAGAUGGCUGGGGGCUCAUUCACAAUAUCCAAUGGUGGAGUUUAUGGAAGCCUCUUAAGUACUCCAAUUAUUAAUCCCCCUCAGUCGGCUAUUCUGGGAAUGCACUCCAUAGUUAGCCGUCCAAUGGUUGUCAGUGGAGAAGUUGUUCCAAGGCCAAUGAUGUACAUUGCACUGACAUAUGACCAUCGACUGAUUGAUGGAAGGGAAGCAGUAUUCUUCUUGCGUCGCAUUAAAGAUGUCGUGGAGGAUCCACGGAGACUGCUGCUUGAUGUAUAAGGAAACCAUAUAAACAACAGUCUAUUUAUAGCCUGGAUAUGGCACACAUUUUCUUGGGUGUAGAAUAAAUAGCAACUGAGAUUUCCAGGGCUCUUAUAUUUGCAUUUUCUUGGUGUGCCAUAACAUUUUCCCAUUGUAUCUGUUAAAAGGCCUAUGCUGGUCGAUCAUCUGCUCCAGAAUAAAGCAUUCCUUCGCUUUUUAUUGA